This is a messenger RNA of Lodderomyces orthopsilosis Co 90-125, 1743 nucleotides long. RefSeq lists its product as uncharacterized. Gene Ontology annotation, biological process: protein folding in endoplasmic reticulum. The transcript has a single exon. Bases 1 to 1743 code for a protein of 580 amino acids. The record is from RefSeq and is a predicted model, not a curated record. NCBI's taxonomy places the organism in Eukaryota, Fungi, Ascomycota, Pichiomycetes, Serinales, Debaryomycetaceae. Gene Ontology annotation, cellular component: membrane; cytoplasm.
AUGCUCAGUACGUGGAUCAUCAUAGCUUUGACUGUUUACUUGGAAAAAUGCGUUGGCCAAAGUUCUAAAGAUGGUAAUAGUGAGCUGGUUACUAAUACAUCAUCACAAGAAUACAGUCCAAUUAACUAUACACUUCCGGUGUUUUUAUCUACAGAAAUAAUUCCAUCUUUUGCAAAUGUUUAUGGCGAAAGACAAGAACUACAUCUUCAGUCUCCGGUACUUCAAUCUCAAAACCGUAAUGAGUCUCAUCCUAAUUCAGUCAUAGAUGACUGUCAUUUUAUGUCAUUUGAAGAAUGGAAGAAACAAAAAAUUGAGACAAAUAUAUCGAUAUCCAACACGUCUCGGAAUAUUACUGAAGUUUCAAAACCAACGACAAAUGUCACUACAACCAACUCGACAGCGGUAUCCGUAGUUGAAAUCACUGAACAAGAAGGAACCACAUACAAGAACAAGUUUAAUUUUGCAUCCGCUGAUUGUGCAGCCACCAUUGUCAAAACCAAUUCUCAAGCAAAAGGAGCGUCAGCAAUCUUGAAAGAGAAUAAGGAUUCUUAUUUACUAAAUGAGUGCUCAGUUCAAAACAAAUUCAUCAUUAUUGAACUAUGCCAAGAUAUCCUUGUUAGUCAAGUAGUUCUUGGAAACUAUGAAUUCUUUUCGUCAAUGUACAAGGACAUUCGAGUGAGUGUAAGUGAUAGAUUCCCAACACAAAAUUGGAGAGAAUUGGGUCAAUUCACUGCUAAGAAUAUUCGAGAUGUGCAAAGAUUUGAUAUUGCAAAUCCAUUAAUUUGGGCCAGGUAUUUGAAAUUGGAGAUAUUGAGUCAUUAUGGAAAUGAAUUUUAUUGUCCGAUAUCAGUGGUUAGAGUUCACGGGAAGACCAUGAUUGACGAGUUUAAAGAAGAUGAAGAAAUUUCGUCUCAACAAUUGCAAAGUCCGGAACCAACAACGAUUAGCGAAUUGGAUGCAAAUGAUAGUGAGCUAGAGUCAUUGAUCAAUGACACUUUCAAUGAAUGUAGUGUUGUAUUACCACACUUGUUAUUAAAUGAAUUUCUCAAGGAUUACAACACUACACAUAGCAAUCAUUGUUUACCUAGUGAAAGAAACAAUAAUUCGGCUUUGAUCACUUCAACAACAGCUACAAUUGCAACCACCCAGGAAUCAAUUUAUAAAAACAUCAUCAAGAGACUCACUUUGCUAGAGUCGAAUGCAACUUUGUCUCUACUAUACAUCGAAGAACAACUGAAACUACUAAGUACGGCAUUUCUGAAUUUGGAGAAACGGCAAACGGCCAACUUUAACAAUUUGCUAAGAUCAGUGAAUUCCACUUUACUUCAUCAACUUACAGUUUUCAAAGAGUCAUAUCACGAUAUGUAUCUGCAAUACAGUGAGCUUUUCCAUUUACAAGAUCACAAAUAUAAGCAUUUCAUUGCUGAAUCAAAUCAAAGAAUGAAGAAUAUCAGCAGUGAUCUCACUUUCCAAAAACGUUUGUCCUUUUUCAACAGCAUCAUCAUCAUUUGUCUUCUUGUUUAUGUGAUUUUGACAAGAGAGAUCAAUGUUGAAGUUCAAAAUCAAGCGGUGAAGAGACAUAAUAAACUGGAGGAAGCAUUAGUUCCGGAUUUACAUCGACAAAAUAAAGCUUCAGUAUUCAAUCGAAGUCGAAAAGAUAGACCACUGAUAUCUGAUCCUAUAUUGGCCCCUACUAAACCCAUUCAUAAUGAUCAUCAUCCAAAACAUCGGAAAUCCACAUAA